Molecule: messenger RNA, 497 nt
Organism: Bactrocera neohumeralis
Lineage: Eukaryota; Metazoa; Arthropoda; Insecta; Diptera; Tephritidae
Product: sapecin-like
Exons: 1
Coding region: 98-379 (93 amino acids)
Biological process (GO): humoral immune response; defense response to bacterium
Source: RefSeq, a predicted model, not a curated record
UGAGACACUGAAUUGAACAUCAAACUAUCUCUAGCGUCUACAGCAGCAGCAACUAUUUGCGGGGAAACCAAUUCAACUAAACCUUAAAUCCGUCAAUAUGAAGACAAUCGUACUUUUCGCUGCUCUGCUCUGUGUUUUCUGCCUGUUCCAAGGCAUCAAAGCAGCUCCUGCUGAUGCAGCUGCUCUGGAGGCCGUUGACGCUGAGUUGGCUGUGCUGAAGGCAGAUCCUGCAGUGGAGUUGAGUCGUCAAAAGCGCGCCACUUGUGAUCUGUUGAGCGGAACCGGUGUUAAUCACAGCGCUUGUGCGGCCCACUGCUUACUUCGUGGCAACCGCGGUGGAUAUUGCAAUAGCCGUGCUGUUUGCGUUUGCCGCAAAUGAGUGAAAUUAAACUUUAUUCAUAUUUACUAUUAUAAUGGACAUAUACUAAUAUUACAAAAAAAAAAAACGAUUAAAAAAAUUAAUAAAAUCUUAAAAAAUAUGCUUUUCGUUAAACUUA